This is a messenger RNA of Vigna angularis (adzuki bean), 718 nucleotides long. Its product is annotated as glutaredoxin. The transcript has 4 exons. Gene Ontology annotation, molecular function: glutathione disulfide oxidoreductase activity. Lineage: Eukaryota; Viridiplantae; Streptophyta; Magnoliopsida; Fabales; Fabaceae. The record is from RefSeq and is a predicted model, not a curated record. Gene Ontology annotation, biological process: cellular response to oxidative stress. Bases 100 to 471 code for a protein of 123 amino acids. Gene Ontology annotation, cellular component: cytoplasm.
CACCAUACCAUAUAAACAUACAGAAAAAGAAAUGAUCAAGCUUUUUCUCUAUUCUGCUUCUCUUCAAUUACCAUACCAUAUAAACAUACAGAAAAAGAAAUGGGGUCUUUGUUGAGUUCAGCGAAAAGGAAAGAACAGAUGGAAGCAGCGUUGAAUAAGGCUAAGGGGAUAGUAUCCUCUUUCCCUGUUGUUGUCUUCAGCAAGACUAACUGUGGUUAUUGCAAGCGGGUCAAAGAUCUCUUCCAACAGCUUGGAGCAACCUACAAGGUUGUUGAAUUGGACAUAGAAAGAGAUGGAAAUUAUAUUCAUUCAGCUUUAAUCGAGUGGACGGGACUUAGGACUGUGCCUAACGUGUUUAUUGGAGGAAAGCACAUUGGUGGUUAUGCUGUUUGGGAGAAACACAAAACAGAACAACUGGUUCAUCUUCUGAAUGAUGCUGGGGCGAUUGUCAAUAACUCUGCUCAACUGUAAACAACUAUGUUUAGUAACAAAGUAUUUUCUAAAAUAAGAUGAAAUAAGGAGAAAGUAAAUGCUAAAAUUUCUUGCAUUACUUCCUAUGAAUAGCAUGGCAUGCUCAACAAGUAUAAGGGAUGGCUCAAAUUAUGUUAAAUAAAACCAUCUUAUCAUCAUCAGUGUAUCAUGAAAGAGUGAUUAGGUGGUUUGCUAUAGAGUUUAACCGUCACUGGAGAAGUUGCUUAUUAAUGAAUUUGUUCAAACA